AUGGCAGUGAAGUUCCAGAGUUCUUGUCAGAAGCAGUCUCCAAGAAGGAAGGUGGUUCUCCUCCUCCUUCUGCUCCAAGCAUCAGAGGAUGGAGGAGCCAAAGGGAUUCACAGGUGCCCCCUUUGGUAUUCAAACGGCAGAUGGCCGCCAUUGGAUCCUUCAGCUCUUCAUAUUUGUAUUUCUCUGGCUAGAUUUGAUGUGUCAGCAAUUUAUCCAGAUGUCAAGAGACCAAGUACUUACCUGCAGGCCCCAUACACAAAAACUGUCUGCUCAGACUUGAACCGAAAAUUAGGACCAGGCACCUACAGUAUUGACCAUGGAGGCUUCAGUUCUAGUCAUCUGCAUAAGAAGAUGUCGAGCUCUAGUUGGGCAAAAGCCCAGGAGGCAGCAAGGCUCACCAAAAUGCCACAUUUCAAUUUUAAGGAAAUAUGCAGCAGGGCUAAAGCUCUGAAAGCAAAGCUGGGUCCUGGGACUUAUGAGUACUCAGAUUUUCUACAACUCCAAGAGAAACGUCCACACAGCAUUAGAGGAAUAUGUGACACCGGAGCAGUGAGAUUUAAAGACCGCAUCAGGGAAUGUUAUCCUGGCCCAGGAACCUAUGGAAAUCCUUAUGCUGCCCUGGAUGAAAAGGAAAAACGCUCUUUGACUGCACUUGGAAUAAUGGACAGUAAAACUUCAAAAUGCUUCGCCUUUCCCAAUGUGGGAAGUGGUUUGGGACCUGGCACCUACAAUAUAAAAAACGGGGUGGAUGAGAUGCUGAAGCGUGUGAUCAGCUUAAAAGGUCCUUAUGAAACCUUCACAGGAGACAGGUCAAAGCCUAUUGUCUGUGGGCAUUACGCUACUGAUAAAAAGUCCACCGAGCUGAGUGGCAGCACACUGAAGAGCUUCCUGGAAGAACUAGAAUCAAAGGAUAAAAGGAAGCACGGCAUGUUUGGCAGUCUUGUUUGGAAUCCCAAGUGCCCCUCCGAUCGGAUCUUCUGGGCCACUGUCAGUCAGUGUCCACAUGAACAAUACUUGACAGGGCCAGGCUCAUACGACAUAAAGCCCAUCAAGAGAAAAGAGUACGAAAAUCAGCCACCGUUCUGGAUUGGUGCAAAAAGAUUUGACAGGAAAGCGUACCGCCUGUUUGUUGGAAAUACUAACCCAGUUGGAGUUGGCCGCUAUGAUAUUCUGAAACAUGAGAAAUACCGAAAGAAGAUCAGAUACCGUUCGCUUUAUAUACAUGAUACACAGCGUUACCUUAGUAACCUGGAGAGGGACAAGUGCUUACAGGAGAGGAUUACGCCUGUUAAUAAAGGCCUCUGAAGACUCUAUUAAUCUACCUGAAGACUCGUUGCUUCCUGAAACAUAGUAUAGUUAAGUCACCAGGUAUCAGCUGCAUUUCUAGUUAAUGUCCAUAAAAAAUCCUGCCAAGAGGACAGAGACACCUCAACAUUUGCUAUAUUGUAUCCCGUACUCAUCUACAAUCAUUUAUUGGUAAUUAUGUAUAACACUCAAAUCAGUACACUUGGUGGAAUAUGGUAAAUGUGUUUUUUGAAAACCAGCAUGCUGCUGUAAUUAUAUCAAUAUUUAAAAUGCUAGACA
Lacerta agilis (Sand lizard) is the source of this 1584-nucleotide messenger RNA. It is a transcript of the gene CIMAP2, whose product is annotated as lymphocyte expansion molecule. The record is from RefSeq and is a predicted model, not a curated record. The transcript is spliced from 10 exons. Bases 1 to 1305 code for a protein of 434 amino acids. Lineage: Eukaryota; Metazoa; Chordata; Lepidosauria; Squamata; Lacertidae.